CUUUAAAUCUAAAAUGUAUUCACGUUUUCCGGAUUCCUCUUUCAAUCUAAAAUGUAUUCACGUUUUCCGGAUUCCUCCGAAACGCGGUCGGGGAUUUGAAACAGUUGGCGUUUCGAUGGACUCUUUGUUGUACAGUUUUAGUUUCGUUGUCUAGAUGAAAGGGGCGACUUCCCUUCGAAUGCAGCGGAUGGAUGUUGGAUUUGAGGUUUAUUUCCGGCUCCAGGACAGCGACGUCAGAGAGGGUCUAUUUAGUGCGUCUUGAAGGAAAAUCCAGAUGAGGGAAGUUCAGGAUUAAAGGUUUUCAGAGAAUAAUCACAAGGGAAUGAAAUGACAUUUUAUAUCAAGCCACCACAAGGCACAGUUUCUCUCUACAAACUCUAUGAAGAAGCUGAAGUCCGACUGCAGUAUCUAGUUCAGAUAAACCAGCACUGGGGUGAUGCAACUAAAAUCAGCAGCAUCCUCACCGACAACCCACGUUUAGCAUCAAAGUCGGAGUGUCUCAUUGAGGGAUCACGCAAGGAUCAGAUCUCGCACUUCAUUUUAAGAUUUGUUUGUACUGAGAGCAGGCAGUUACAAGAUUUUUUCACUGAAGCAGAAACCCAACUGUUUGAAUAUCGGCUAAAAUGUGGUGGCGCUGAAACAUUUGUCCGCUGUCUAACUGCAUUAAAGCGACACAUACAGCAUUCUUUAAAGCACCAGAAAUUGUCUUUGUCUCAUGAAAAAUGGUUGCAGGAACUGCUCAGAAUUAUAAGGCAGAUUAUUACUUCAGGGAUGAUACUUUGCAGUGAAAGACAGAACUGCAGUCACUGUCUUAGAGUCCCUUGGACAAUGGUGCCCAUUAUGGUGAAGAAUCACACAGUAGAUAUUAUUAAGGGAGAAGCUGAGAUUAAAUGUCAACACUUGUUGCCUCUCCUGUGCUCUGUUUUUCAUGGAACUUUGGAAUUUGGAAUAAAACAGCUGUCUCUCUAUGGGGGUGAUUUAUUUGAUGAUAAAAGGCUGGAGUCAGUAAGGAGGAGUCUCUAUAAAAUAUACAGAAAAAUACAGAGUAAUGGCUUAAGACUUCAAAAACUUACUCUAACUCACAGGGACAUUGAAACAGAGGCUCCUUUCUUUCCCCUUUGCAUGCAACAACUACACAGCAUUUUAUUGAGAAACAAUCGCUUGAGACACCAUGAAAGAUUUAAGUACACCCUCUUUUUGAAAGAUAUAGGUUUGCCACUAACAGAGAAUAUACGCUUUUGGGAAGAUUUUUACUCAAAGCCUCACUGUACAUCUACAAGUGGCUGCACUCAUUCUUGGGCUGGCAACGACAGAAAACGUUACGUGUACAGUGUCAAGCAUUUGUAUGGACUGGAAGGAGGCAGGAAGAACUAUGCAUCUCAUUCAUGUUCUUCUCUUCAAGCAUGUCAUCCUCAGCCAACUGAGGUGAGAGGCUGUCCAUUCACUUCAACAAGUGCAGAGGAAGUUUCUACAUUAAUAAAGAAAUUUGUCCCUCACAGUACAAAUAUUCUAGACAAUGUAAUGAAGGAGGUGGUAUUAGGCAGACCAAGUGCUGCCUGCCAGUUAGUAUUUGCCUUUCAAGUGUUCAUACACAGACAGAGCAAUCAAUCUUGUGAAACUGAAACUUCCAGUAUUGUGGCAGAUAAAUUUGUACCUGAAAGGGAAAACUUCUGUAAUUCUUUGAACCUCAGUAAUGAAAGAAAAGAAUUACAGGAUAUUUCUAUGCUUACAAAUAAAGAUCAUGGAAGAUGGAAACCAAAACUAAAUUUAUCAGGCUUUGGCAGUAAAGAUUGCAGUAGAAAUGGUGAUGCAAGGGCUGUGAUUAGAUCAGAAAACAUCAAAUAUGACUGCAAGGGUAAAGAAGACUGCAAUUCUUGCCAUAGUUUUAGGACAGCCACAAAAGCUAGGUCAGAACACCUCAGUGAAAGCAGUGGUAUCAUGUUGUGUGACAUAGAAGAUCUGUAUAGUCUCCUGCCAGCCUGCAGUUUCACAAGACCUUCUCAUUAUUAUUUGUCUGUGAAGCAGGAACAAGGUGUAAUACACAGUAAUAAUUGAAUUUGUAGGGAAAGAGGUGCUUGAGCUACUUCUGUUCUUUUUCUCAUUUAUUGAUCAUUUAGAAUGCAUUUACUUUUUAUGGUGCAUGUUGACCCAGGUUUCAUGUGAACCAAAGGCUUUGUAUACAGUAUAGAGUUAGGCCUUUGUAGUUUUUUAUGAUGAAUAUUUAAAGAUAAGUAGAGAGAGAAGGUAAACUUUUUUCAUAUUUAACUUUCUUUUAAUACAGAGCUAUCUUCCAUCACUUAAAGAUUUUUUUCUAGGAUCUUGUGUGUGGAAGGUUAAAUGACAUAUAUUGCUCUGCAUUUCAGUCCAAUACAAAUACUUUUAAAUUAGAUAGUCCCAUAAUAAUAUUUUACAAAAGGUUUGAUGUAUACAUGUCUUCCGUACCAAAGUGUAUCCCAGAUUCUUAGGAUCCUGAAUUAAAAACCCUGUCACAGAACUAUGCAUCCGGGUCAUAGGAUUGAAACCCUUGUCUGUAUUUGUUAUCCUUCAUAUUAUUGGUUUUAUUCAUUGUGAUUUAUUCAUUUAUUUAUUUGUAAUAUGAAAUAAAAUAUGCUUUCAUGAAGAUUUAAAUUUCACUGUAAUUGCUACAGUAUCUAUUAUAUUAUGGCAAGGAAUUCAUUAUACAUGUUGGUUUUCUUUACAUUUUUGAAAGUUUUUUUUGAAGAUUAAUAGCUUCUCCUAACCCUUGUAAAAUGAAGUGUCUGUUACCGAUCAAGAAAAUUUAUUUGUUAGCAGAAACUGAAUGAUAACUGAUGAGGAUGAGGAUUGUUAUAUUCUAUUACAUUUAAAGCAGAAUGUUCAGCGUUCUGUGAUGCAUUGAAGAGGGUUUGAGAUUGUGGGACUCUGCCCUUUUUAUAGUACAAAAAAUAUGUCAACUAUAUAUAAUUUCUAGUAUUGCUCAAUAAUAUAUAUUGGUAUAUUCAUAAUUGUUUAUAUUAAUAUAAUACAGAUUUAUAUUAACAUAA
Molecule: messenger RNA, 3023 nt
Organism: Penaeus monodon (black tiger shrimp)
Lineage: Eukaryota; Metazoa; Arthropoda; Malacostraca; Decapoda; Penaeidae
Product: DNA primase large subunit-like
Exons: 6
Coding region: 328-2055 (575 amino acids)
Biological process (GO): DNA replication, synthesis of primer
Cellular component (GO): alpha DNA polymerase:primase complex
Source: RefSeq, a predicted model, not a curated record